This is a messenger RNA of Phlebotomus argentipes, 1495 nucleotides long. RefSeq lists its product as uncharacterized. The transcript is spliced from 3 exons. The coding region runs from base 41 to 1489 and encodes 482 amino acids. Lineage: Eukaryota; Metazoa; Arthropoda; Insecta; Diptera; Psychodidae. The record is from RefSeq and is a predicted model, not a curated record.
CAACAUCGACCAGUUGUUGCAUUGUUCUCAAAGUAAAAUCAUGUCUUUCCAAGUGCUCCUCAUCCUUCUUUCUCUGGCCACAAUUUCACGGGCCGCUGAAGUUUGUCUCUGCUGUGGUGAACAAGUUCUCAAGCAGGAUCUCAAGAACUGCUCAGACAUCGCCAGACCGGCUUCAAGGGAGGAAAUAGACUUCCUCAAAAAUCAGUGUGUGUUUCUCCAGAGAUUAAAUUCUUAUCCAUAUGAUUACAAUUACCAUGAGUACAAUUACAAGUACGAUGACUACAAAAUAGCCACAAUUAGGCAGUUUGAUGUGAAUUCUGUGAACGACAUUAAGAUUCCUGGCAGUAACUGUGAUGCAAUUUUUAAUAGUCUCGAGGGUCUGCUCUACAUGGUUCCUGAAAGCAAUUCUGACCUGUUCAGAUACAUAAAGUCAUCAGGAUCGUUCUAUGGCAGUGUGCAAGUUGACGAAAUUGGUUUAGCCGUUCCUGGAGUCUUUAGAACAUACAAUGGACUGCAAGAUUAUGCAAAUUCAAUCUUUACGCCAUUCAAAAUGUACGAAAAGUCGUACAAGACUCAAAAUGCAACACAUCGAAACUAUACAAGAUAUGUUUAUUUUCUUCGUCAGCCAGUGUCUUACAAGAUGACUGAGAUUGAAGAUGAGAAUACGCAUUUCAAGCCUGAUUGGAUGGUUCAAUCGUUUCAACGAUAUGAUCCAAAUGAGUACAUGAGUUUGGGAAGAUUUUCAGUCUGCAAUGACGAUUAUACAAACAGAAAUUACACAUUAAGCAUCAAUUACGAUGAGGAGAUGGAAAUUAAUGUGUUUCAAUACCAAUUUUAUCCUCAACUUCAACCACAGCUUGACAUAUAUCAAUCACAAGCCCUCAGUGUUCUUGAAUACACUGACAAAGACGGUGAUUUGAGAACUGUUGGCCUAACUAAGUAUCACAACGAAAUAUUGUAUAAAACUAAAGCAAAGAUUUCAGCUUCCUCAGAAGAGACAGUUGAACCUUUUCAGUGUGCAUCAGCUGAAGUAUUCGCCAAAUGGUCGACAGAAUUGAAAGAAGCCAAGUUCUUGAUUGAAAUCAACUUUGGCAGUCUAGGAAAGUUCAAAGACGUCACAGAAAUCAAGGCUUCAGGCCAAAUAAUCCAUCGAUUCUUCUCCAGUGAAAUGCUGUCAAACAGAAAGGUGUCGUCAACCAACAACAUCAUCGUAAUUAUUCCUUACAACACAUUUUUCUUCUUAAUCGGAUGUGUGGUGGGAAUGAUUGUCUUCUGUCUUCUGCUCCUGAUUGUCAUCAAAUCGAUGGGAUUCAUUGACAAGAGAGACUUUAAGACCGACUGGGAGAGGACUUCAACGUGGACUUCAACACACUUCAGCACCGCAGCUGCGUUUACCAAGGAAAAGGCUGAGAUUCUAGGAGAUCGUCUUGUCCGACUCGGAGACUAUCUGUGCAACGUAGGAACUUGGGUCUAUCAAGAGAUCAAAUAAAUAACC